Messenger RNA from Gorilla gorilla gorilla (western lowland gorilla), 6972 nucleotides. RefSeq names its product dual specificity phosphatase 8 (gene DUSP8). The transcript is spliced from 5 exons. NCBI's taxonomy places the organism in Eukaryota, Metazoa, Chordata, Mammalia, Primates, Hominidae. Gene Ontology annotation, cellular component: cytoplasm. Gene Ontology annotation, molecular function: MAP kinase tyrosine/serine/threonine phosphatase activity; protein tyrosine/threonine phosphatase activity; MAP kinase tyrosine phosphatase activity. The record is from RefSeq and is a predicted model, not a curated record. Bases 2914 to 4617 code for a protein of 567 amino acids. Gene Ontology annotation, biological process: peptidyl-tyrosine dephosphorylation; negative regulation of MAPK cascade.
GGGGCUGGGGCUGGGGCAUCAGGGAGGCGUCUGCUGGGCACGGGGGGAUCUCCAUACAUCUGUGGUUCUUGAGGCCCCACCAUCCUCUCCCCAGGACGCCCACACUUCAGGACCCACCAAUAUGACUAUCCUCAACACAGAAGGAAAUCUCACAGUACGGCUGGGCUCCAGAGGUGUAGGGCAAGGCAUGCAGGCUGGGAGCCCCUCCCCCUCCCGGAGCUCCUGUCAGAAGCCAGAGGCAGAGGCCCCAUCCUCUGGAAACUCAGUUGGAGCCGUGGGGUCCCGAGGAAGUCCCCCUGCCCCCGAAAGCCCAGCUGAGUGCAGGUUGCCUGGCAACAGCCUGGCAUCAAGGCUGCUGCCUGGGUCCCAGCAGACAGCCCCCAGGGAUCCCUGUGGCCCAAAAGCAGUCUGGGCAACUGGCCCCAAGCCCUGGAGGCAGGGAAGCCGCCCCCCUACACACGCUGAUACACACUCAUAUACACUCACACACUCGUGGUCCCAGAGGGUUCUUUCUUUCUUUGGGCUGUGGCUGAGGGCGUGUCUGUAGAAUCCACCUCCUGGGGUCGGCCCAGGUCCCAGAGCCGGACGGAGCUGGCCUGUCCCAGGGAUGUGCACCCUCCCCCAUCCAGGUCUGGGGUCUUUGUCCAGGCUCCUUCUGCCUGGCCUCUGCUACCAGGGGCUGUUCCAGGCAAGCAGAGGGUAUGGGGGACUGUGGGGUGCAGGCACGGUGGGGUGAGGAGUAGGCAGCCAAGCCAGGCCCUUGGCCCUGCAUCCAGUGGAAGCAGGGACCUUCAGCCAGCCUGAGGGCGGCUGUGGGGGAUGAAGGGGUGGCAGCCGCUUUGGCCAGGCCAACCUCCCGACAUGCCAUGUCCUGGGACCUAAAGGGCACCCGGGAGGCUUGAGGGUGGUCCAGUGUCCUGGGCAAAAGCAUUGAGGCCAGGCUCCCUCCCCACCUGUCUGUGGGUGAGACCAGCAGCCUGCACUGCUGGGUGGCCACGGUCAGAGGGUGUCUGUGCGUCCGUGCAUGGCUCUGGGCGUCUGGUGACCAGCAUCUGCCUCUGCGAGUGUGUACGUGAGCAUGUGUGUGCAUGUGUGUGUGUGUGCGUGUGUGUGCAUGUAUGUGUGUGCAUGUACGUGUGUGCAUGUAUGGGCAUAUGCAUGCCUGUGUGUGCACAUAUGUGCAUGUACGUGUGUGCACGUGUAUAUGCAUGUAUAUACACGGAGGUAUAUUUGUGUAUGUACCCGCCUGUGCUUGUCUGGGUGAGAUUUGGGAUUUGUGUGCGUAUGUGUGAACUCUCAGAACCAGAAGCCACAGAAUGACGCACUCUGAUCCAACCCUGUUUCCCUAGGUCCAGUUUGAGGACUGAACUGGUGGGGGGCGGGGAGAGAGUAGUUUGGGGCUUUUUACAGCUCACCAGGUGUAACAGGACCCCUCCCAAGGGCCAGUUUGCUGCCCUAGCCAGGAAUGGGAGUCAGGAGGCUCUUCUUGGAGGCUGAGAAAGGUCCCAGAGUGGCACCUCCCUACUUGCAGGCAGAUCCCAGGAAAGUCCCAAGCCUGGAAGGGCCUGUCUCCCUCGAGGCCAGAGUGGGACGGUUUGGGGGGCUGGGGCCCUCACCCAGCACUGGUGGGUGGGACAGCAUGGGUGUGCAGGUGGGCGUGGAUGGGUGUGGGCAUGGGAGGGGCCGGGCCUGGGCUAGGAUUUGCCAGGAGGGCACUCCCAGGGCCUGGUCAUGCCACCCUCAGAACUGCCUUUCUGUGCUGACAUCUGCCCUGCAAGGUUGAGGCUGUGUCCCCUUUUCUCCAGAAGUGCAGCUGCCAAGGAGUCCCAGGCCCCGUGGUAUACAGUGGGCUCAUGGCGACACCCAGGCAGGCCCACGGGCUCUGCCCUCAGGCUCCCUCCCACCCUGUGGUGGGCACAGCCCCUGCUCUGGGCUGGCUCUGCGAAGAACCAGGGAGAGUGGGAAAGAAUAUAUUGGGUGGGGCAGGGGUGCUGCCCCUCACCCAGGAGAAGGGAUGUUCCAGGAUCCCGCGGCACAGGCAACACAGCUCCUUGGUCCAUUUGCGGGGAUGGUAGAGGCCAGAAUGUGAGGACCAAGCCUCUGUCCUCCCCACAGCAGGGCAGGUUUGCGGGAAGCGGGAGAGAGACAGUGGCGGGACAGGCUGUGCUGGGGUCCCAGGACUGCUGUGAACCCCACCUCCCCCUGCCGCUCCUCUUCCCCCACUCCAGCUGCGCUGCUCAUGAUGUUGGGGGGCAAGCGGCAAGGGAUGGGAGAGGGGCCUGGCCCUUUAAGCAGCGGCCUGCAGUCGGCCUUGGACCCUUGGCCGGGUGACUGCACUGCAAGUGGGUGGGGUGGCGGCCCCCGCCCUGGCGGGGAGUCCGGGGGUCAUGGAGGUGGCGGGCAGAAGCGCAUCUGUGACUGUGGCCAUAAGCGCUUGCAGGGUCUCCCAGGUGGCAUGGGGCAGGCACAUGUCCUGGUACACACGCCUUUUUUCAAGUCUGGGAUUUCACUGUGAGUAGCAGGUGAACUGCAGGCGCUGCCCCAGAAACCCCCGAGUCAGAGAGCAGGAAUACUGGGAAGGCGCCUUUGGAGAUGCCUGGGGGUAGGGGUGCCUCCCCAGGGCCCAAAGAGUGCUGAGACCUACAAAGGGUCCACUGAACCCCAACACCCCUCACUUAUCACUCACUCCCAGAGCCUGGGUGGUUCUGAAAUCCCUGGAGCCUUGGUCUGGAGCCUCGGUCCCUGCUAGGCCUGGCAUCCACAGUGGGGUGUGUAGGGACAUCCACACUACCUGCUCCACCUGGGGGGUCCUGGGAAGCUUCCUGGGGAAUUGCUGACAUAGCUGUCGGUUCUCUGCACCUGUCCAGAGACUUUCCUGCCUUUACCUCCUCUGGGAGAGGUGGGAGGGUUCUGAUGGAAUCCCCAGCACCUUCUCCUUUGGCCAGGCCCUGGAGAAAGCAGAGAGUAAGGCACAAAAUCCCUGGGAGAGCCACAGGGAGGAGGAGAGGCAGCAGGUGGCAGAAGAGUCUGCAGAGAAGUGGUGCAGCCCUUCCCCCUCCGCGGGGCUGUCCUGCAGCGGGAACAUCCAGGGCUCCCCCAGCUCAGAACAGGGGCUUCGCCACCUUCUCCUCCUGCUUCCCCGGCCUCUGCGAGGGCAAGCCUGCUGCCCUGCUACCCAUGAGCCUCUCCCAGCCCUGCCUGCCUGUGCCCAGCGUGGGCCUGACCCGCAUCCUGCCUCACCUCUACCUGGGCUCGCAGAAAGACGUCCUAAACAAGGAUCUGAUGACGCAGAAUGGAAUAAGCUACGUCCUCAACGCCAGCAACUCCUGCCCCAAGCCUGACUUCAUCUGCGAGAGCCGCUUCAUGCGGGUCCCCAUCAACGACAACUACUGUGAAAAACUGCUGCCCUGGCUGGACAAGUCCAUCGAGUUCAUCGAUAAAGCCAAGCUCUCCAGCUGCCAAGUCAUCGUCCACUGUCUGGCUGGCAUCUCCCGCUCUGCCACCAUCGCCAUCGCCUACAUCAUGAAGACCAUGGGCAUGUCCUCCGACGACGCCUACAGGUUCGUGAAGGACAGGCGCCCGUCCAUCUCGCCCAACUUCAACUUCCUGGGCCAGCUGCUGGAGUACGAGCGCAGCCUGAAGCUGCUGGCCGCCCUGCAGGGCGACCCGGGCACCCCCUCAGGGACGCCGGAGCCUCCGCCCAGUCCUGUCGCCGGGGCCCCGCUGCCACGGCUGCCACCACCUACCUCAGAGAGCGCUGCCACAGGGAAUGCGGCUGCCAGAGAGGGCGGCCUGAGCGCGGGCGGGGAGCCCCCCGCGCCCCCCACGCCCCCGGCGACCAGCGCGCUGCAGCAGGGCCUGCGCGGCCUGCACCUCUCCUCGGACCGCCUGCAGGACACUAACCGCCUCAAGCGCUCCUUCUCCUUGGACAUCAAGUCUGCCUACGCCCCUAGCAGGCGGCCCGACGGCCCCGGGCCCCCCGACCCCGGCGAGGCCCCGAAGCUCUGCAAGCUGGACAGCCCGUCGGGGGCCGCGCUGGGCCUGUCCUCGCCCAGCCCAGACAGCCCGGACGCCGCGCCCGAGGCGCGCCCACGGCUCCGCCGGCGGCCCCGGCCCCCCGCCGGCUCCCCCGCGCGCUCCCCCGCGCACAGCCUCGGCCUGAACUUCGGCGAUGCGGCCCGGCAGACUCCGCGGCACGGCCUCUCGGCCCUGUCGGCGCCCGGGCUGCCCGGCCCUGGCCAGCCGGCCGGCCCCGGGGCCUGGGCACCGCCGCUCGACUCCCCAGGCACGCCGUCGCCCGACGGGCCCUGGUGCUUCAGCCCCGAGGGCGCGCAGGGGGCGGGCGGGGUGCUGUUUGCGCCCUUCGGCCGGGCGGGCGCCCCGGGACCAGGCGGCGGCAGCGACCUGCGGCGGCGGGAGGCAGCGAGGGCUGAGCCCCGGGACGCGCGGACCGGCUGGCCCGAGGAGCCGGCCCCGGAGACGCAGUUCAAGCGCCGCAGCUGCCAGAUGGAGUUCGAGGAGGGCAUGGUGGAGGGGCGCGCGCGCGGCGAGGAGCUGGCCGCCCUGGGCAAGCAGGCGAGCUUCUCGGGCAGCGUGGAGGUCAUCGAGGUGUCCUGACCCCUCCGCUGCCCUCGGCCCCGCAGCCCGCAGCCAGGCCCGUUAUAAGUGUAUAUUAUAUAUAAUGCAAAGAAAGGUAAAUGGUUUUACUGGGAUUUUUAUCGAGAAGUAAAUAUUUCGAUUUUUUAUUUAUUUAAGCUGUUCAUUCUGGCAAUGAUUUGGCAACAGUGCGGGUGGUCCUCGAGCUCUAUUUUUACUGUCUGGUAUUUAAACUGAAACAUACGUUUCUAAGCAAUACGAGGCCACCUUCAGUCGCAAGCUGGGUGCCAGGCCUGGGGCCCCUCCCAGUUCCCCCGCCCCAGGAAACACUGCUGACCUUUGCAAAGGCUGCCGAGCUUUCGUGCACUUUUUACAUAACAAAAAGGUGAAAAAAAGGAAAAAAAAACUUCUUUGCCACAAACUGAGCCGCAGAACCCCCCUUCUUCCCCCACCCACCUCCCCUGCUCCUUCCCUUCUCUGCACCGGCCUAGGGCUCUGCACCAAAGCCGUAGGAUGGAGGAGCAGGAGCUGGUGUGCCCCGGAGAGGUGCGGCCAGCCCUCCAUCAGCUCCAGGCACCAAAUCUUGGUGGCAAGGAGGGCACCCCGCUGCCCGUUGCCCCAGAGCUGUUCUCUGCCAGGGGAGGACAGGCAUUGGGCCCCAUGGUGCCCGGGUGUUCAGAGGGGCUGAGAAAUAGAACAGUGUGUGUAGGGGCUUCGGGCAGGGAGUUCUGGAACGUCAGGUGAGGUGGAGCCCAGGGGAGGACAGAGGUGUUAGUGCCCCCAACUCCUGCCAGAGCCCCAGUCCAGCCACAGAGUGGCUCAGAAAGGCCAUUCCUAGAGGGCUGCGGCCCUCCCUUCUCCCUUGCCCAUGCCCCCAGAGCUGCCUGCCGGGCAGGGUGGCACCACUGCAGGAGAGGAGCUUGGCCUCCGGGGGUCAGGCAGGAGGCGCCUGGCUAGCCAGUGCUGGCUCCACUGGGCAGGAAGCCCUGGACCCCCAGGUAUGAGGAGGGGGUGGUCUUAGGGUUCUGUUCCAGGUCUGCCCCCUGCCCCCAGCCAUGCCCCAGGCAGAACUUGGAAUUCAGGUGUGCACCUGCAGGCUGAGGGGCUCUGUGAGCAGGUGCUGCUCACACAGGGAGUUCAGGCGCCAGCCAAGCCCCUGUGCUGCUGGGAUAGGCCUGCUUCACUUAGGGAGCGCUGCCUCAAGACAGGUAAAGCCCCCUCGUUUGCCCCCACCCCCAUGGGGCCGCUCAGGAGAGAAACUCCCAUUCACCCCUUUCCCAGGGUGCUCUCUCUCUAGGUGGCAUGCCAGCUCCCAAACACAGGUGGCUUUUGGGCCCAGGUGGGUCAGCCUGCUGCCCCUGCCCCAUACCCCCUCGGGCCAUUGGGGCCCCUGCCCUUCAGAUGUCCUAGGGUCUAGGAGUGGGGCCAGUCACUGUGGGAAGAGGCCAGGGGCUUGGCCAGAGAGGCAGCCCAGGGCAGGACCCAGUCCUGAGUCCUGGAGCAGGGCCAGGGAGGCGCCCACCCCGCCCCGGCCAGCCGCCCUCUCUGCUGUUUCUUCUGUUUGUUCUUCUUUUCACCCACAGCUCUGUGUUCCUGUCAUCCCUCCUUUCAGCAAAAGUCCUGUUCCCGUUCCCUCUGUCCCCACCCACUCCUGUUCCCCCAAGAAAAUAAGCUAUCAUUGUUGUAUUUGCAAUCUAUGGAUUAGAGGUUUAAGUAUUUAUUAUUAUUGGUUAAUUAUUAAUUAUGUAAAUUUGCCUCCCAUCUGUCUGUUGCGUUGGGUUUCUGAGGAGACCCUGGGUGAGGAGGAUGCACUGGCUCCCCGCUUCUCGCCCCCCACCCCUGUGCUGUCCGGGAGACAGUGGUCUGGGGCCACUGGUUGGGCCCCCUUCUCCCUUCCCCCUUCCCCUCGUCCUUUCUGCAGGCCGUUGAGGGGGGGCUGUCUGUCUCAGUCUGUCUCUGCUCCCACUCUUGAGGCACUGGUUACCCCAAAGUGAGCAGCCAGCAGGGGGACGAAGGUCCUGUGUUGGCCACUGCCUCCUCCAGUGCUGCAGGAGGCGGGCUGAGGCCCCACCUGGUGGCUUUCUCCUGACCGAGCCCUGAGUCCUUUUCAAGCCUCUCUCCUGCCCCUCCCACCUGGCCACUGCCUGGCAUUGGGAUCGCCCCAAAAUGGACCCGGCCCCUCCUGUUAUUUGCUGGGAAGUCCAGCGGAGGAGAGGGUGCAGGUCCCCCGAUGAGCCUCCAGUCUCUGUAGACUGGGCUGCCGGCCCUUCAGCCCCCCUUGGAGCCCCUCCCGCCGCAGCCGCACCUUCUGCUCCUGGCCCCUCCCUUUGUAUUUGGAGACAAUGUGUUGUAAUAAAGCUUAAAGUGGAUGUUUUC